Molecule: messenger RNA, 1932 nt
Organism: Limanda limanda (common dab)
Lineage: Eukaryota; Metazoa; Chordata; Actinopteri; Pleuronectiformes; Pleuronectidae
Product: sodium- and chloride-dependent GABA transporter 2-like
Exons: 16
Coding region: 1-1932 (643 amino acids)
Biological process (GO): sodium ion transmembrane transport
Cellular component (GO): membrane
Source: RefSeq, a predicted model, not a curated record
AUGAUAGACUUUGCUCCUAAGGGGGCAGAUCCAGGGAAGCAAGAUCAAAUCUCCCGAGACUGCAGCUCCGGGCUGGAAACGAGAGUUCUGCCCGACACAGCGAUGAAGGGAGACGUGGCCAAAGCAGGCGUCUCCAAUGGCACGGGCCAAGCCAUUGAACUGGUUCCUCACUCCGAGGAGAAGAUGGAGGAGCGAGGCCAGUGGAGCAACAAGCUGGAGUUCAUCCUGUCGGUCGCAGGCUCCAUCAUCGGACUGGGCAACAUGUGGCGAUUCCCCUACCUCUGCUACAAGAAUGGAGGAGGUGCAUUCCUCAUCCCCUACAUGAUCUUCCUGUUCACCUGUGGUGUCCCAGUCUUCUUCCUGGAGACGGCCCUGGGCCAGUUCACCAGCCAGGGAGGCAUCACCUGCUGGAGGAAGAUCAGUCCCUUGUUUGAAGGACUGGGCUAUGGCACCCAGGUGAUAGUGACUCUGCUGAACUUCUACUACAUCAUCGUUCUGGCCUGGGGCAUCUUCUACCUGUACUAUUCCUUCUCCUGGGACCUGGCCUGGUCGUCCUGCAACAACACGUGGAACACAGAAAACUGUAUGGAGUUCCAGAAGAGAAACUUGUCUUUCGACUCCUCAUUCAACGCCACCUCUCCUGUGUUGGAGUUCUGGGAGAGGAGAGCGCUCAGAAUUUCCCCCGGCAUCGACCAGAUCGGCUCUCUGAACUGGGACCUGGCCCUGUGUUUGUUCAUCGCCUGGAUCAUGUGCUACUUCUGCAUCUGGAAGGGGGUCAAAUCCACCGGAAAGGUGGUCUACUUCACUGCGACCUUCCCCUAUCUGAUGCUGAUCGUGCUGCUGAUCAGGGGGCUCACGCUGCCUGGUGCUGCGAUCGGCAUCAAGUUCUACCUUUACCCAGACCUGGGACGCCUGUCAGACCCACAGGUGUGGAUGGAUGCCGGCACCCAGAUCUUCUUCUCCUAUGCCAUCUGCUUAGGCUCGCUGACAGCUCUGGGCAGCUACAACAAAUACAACAAUAACUGCUACAAAGACUGCCUCUCGCUGUGCUUCCUGAACAGCGGCACCAGUUUCGUGGCGGGCUUUGCGAUCUUCUCCAUCCUGGGUUUCAUGUCUUAUGAACAGAACGUCCCGAUCUCAGAAGUAGCCGAAUCUGGUCCUGGCCUUGCCUUCAUAGCUUACCCCCGUGCUGUAUCCAUGAUGCCCUUCUCUCCUGUGUGGGCCGCCCUCUUCUUCAUCAUGAUUGUGUUUCUGGGGCUGGACAGCCAGUUUGUGUGUGUGGAGAGCCUGGUGACAGCGAUCGUGGACAUGUACCCCUCUGUGUUCCGCCGCAAGAACCGCAGGGAGCUCUUCCUCUUGGUUGUUGCUUUCAUCUCCUUCCUCAUGGGCCUCAUCAUGCUGACGGAGGGGGGCAUGUACAUCUUCCAGCUCUUUGACUACUAUGCAGCCAGUGGGAUGUGUCUGCUCUUCAUGUCCAUCUUUGAGACUGUCUGCAUAGCAUGGGUCUAUGGUGCCGAUCGUUUCUAUGACAACAUUGAGGACAUGAUUGGGUACCGGCCAGGACCGUACAUCAAGUUCUGUUGGAAGUUCCUUACCCCGGCCACGUGCAUUGGUACCUUUGCCUUCUCCAUCAUCAAAUACACUCCUCUCAAGUACAACAACGAGUAUGUGUACCCAUGGUGGGGCUACGCCAUCGGCUGGCUGCUGGCUAUGUCCUCCAUAAUGUGCAUCCCGCUCUGGAUGGUGUACAAGAUCAGCACGACUCCGGGGACAUUCCGAGAGCGCAUUCAGCUGCUCAUCACACCUUCUGAUGAUUUACCCAAAACCAAGAGGGAGCAGGAGAGGCUCCAGGCCAUCUUUGCUCCCGAGGUGGACGCCACCACGGGUAAAAAUGGCUACAGCCCUGUCUCAGACAAAGACACCAACGUAUGA